AUUAAUAAAAUCCUUUGUUUGUCGGCAAAAAAAAAAAAGCCUAAAGGAAGAAACAGCAAUGAAAUGAUAAUGGAUGUUUCAAGCCCAACAAACGCUUCAUUCUCCUCAAUCUCCUCCCCAGCUUCAUCCCAUCGAUCAACACCACUGAGCUCACCCAACAACACCCCACUCGUCUCCAUCCAGUGCUUUAAAACCAACUCCAAAGCCGAAGAAUGGACAGCUGACACUCUGCACACUGGAGACAUUGUCGAGAUCAUCGCUGUUGGCAACCUCACCGUGCGAGCUCCUUUCAAGAACGGAAGGAAUGGUGUUCAGAAAAUCUUACAUGAGUGUUACAAGUCCAGGGACACGUCGAUAAGGGUGCGAGUUCGACGGGGGUUGGAUGAGUUUGCUGAGUUUGAGGGUUGUAUUGUGCCUAAUGAGUCUGCUGGGAGGAAACAGUACUUGUUGAGGUCGACACGGGAUCCUGGUUAUGCCGUUGGGUUUGUUAAUCGGACGGAGGCAGAAUGCUUCAAUUUACAAGCUUCAAGGAACUCUAGGAUGGUGGAUGCAUUAGCUAAGACUCCACUUCAAGAUGGACAUGUUGCUUACCCUUGGGGAAGGAAAAUGCUGGAGCAGCUACAAGUUCCAAACUCGAGCUUUUUUCUUUCAAUGCUCUUCCUUCCUAGAACCUCAGAUAGAAAUCCUUCGCGCUACAAUGAUUUGGAGGACACUCUUGCUAGAUCAAAUGCAUGGCUAACCUCCUCUCAGGCUUCAGGGGUACCUAUUGUUUUCAUGAACAUCCAGACUGAAUCACUACUUACAAAGAUCUCUGGAGAGACUGCUUCUUCUACAGUAAAUACUGGAUCGUUGUCAGAUCUAGCCAACCUUGCUAAUGCAAGUUUGUAUGGCUUUGAGGAUUACCACGGGGUGGACAUCGGUGUAGUUAGAGCAGUUAGGUUAUGGUAUUCUCCUCAAGAAGGAGAAGUGCCUAUUGAAAUCAAAAUAAAAGAAAGUGACACAAAGCUUGGCUUUGCAAUCAGUCGCACGGAGGAGGGUUUUAUAUACAUAUCUUCUGUAGCUGAAGAUGAUGAUGAUGCCCCUUCAACACGGUCAGGCCUCUGCAGUCUGUACAAAGAAGCAAACAGAUCAGCCAGAAGCUCUCAUUACACCGCCAUGCAAGGGUUUCUAUAUACAUUCACAUCUUCUCAUGGGAUCAAGGAGUUGGUUCCCUAAUUAAGGGCUUCAGCUUGAUGCCUCCAACCGAAUGUGCAGAUGAUAAACAGGCAACACCUUUCAGAUAUGACGAAUCAAACGAGAGCAGUCACAGCAGUAUCCGUAGCAAGGAUGGACUGGAGCUCAGACCUUAGAGAAACACGGCAGCAGAUAACUCCUUCCAGUUUCAAGAUUUUGUAGUUGGAAAGUAUAAGGUUUUUGCGUUUCUUCAUGUGCUUUUCUCCAUCAGUAUGUAGAUACGCAUCAAUUUGUACUUUGUAGUAUAGUCCGCCUAGUCGUGAGUUUGCUCUUGAAAUAAAAAGAGUUCUAUUUAUUUUCUA
This is a messenger RNA of Daucus carota subsp. sativus, 1535 nucleotides long. RefSeq lists its product as uncharacterized. The record is from RefSeq and is a predicted model, not a curated record. NCBI's taxonomy places the organism in Eukaryota, Viridiplantae, Streptophyta, Magnoliopsida, Apiales, Apiaceae. The transcript is spliced from 5 exons. Bases 64 to 1215 code for a protein of 383 amino acids.